CCAAUUCGGCAAUUUUUGCAUGCUUUUUUAAAGCCCAAUUUUGCAACCAUUUUAUAUGAGAACCAAUCACACGACUUAAAUAAACGUCCACUUGUUAGAGAGAGCCCUUUCCCCCAUUCGAGAAACAUGCAUAUUCUCACAAUAACGACACACCGUUGCGAAUUAACAGUCAGUAAGCUGAGUGUACUUUUGCGUUGUCAUAUGGCAACACUAGGGCGAUACUGGUUAAUUUGCCUAUGUUUGGCUAGUCGUUUUAUAUAUGAUUGGCAAGUUUGUUUAAAUCCCGUAUGCUGGCCGCAAGUAAUUAGUCGAAUGGAGUGAAAUUAAAAUAUCAAAUGUUGGCAAAUGUGAAGUAUUGAAUCAAAUGCCGAUAAAAUGGCUAGAAUUACUUCGAUAGACUUCGAGGUAUGUAUAACAAUGUCAUUUGCAAAUAACUACAAACUGUUAUCAAAGAAUAUUUAAGGUUGUUGUCAAUGAUAAUUUGUAUAACAGUGAACUGCUAUAAACUCGUCGAAAAUUUUUCAACAAUUUAACCAAAACUCAUCAAUUUUCUUCUCUUUCAUUUUAUUCUUUCCUUAACUCACCAUACAUCAUGAGCCACAACCAAUCCUAAUUUUGAAGGUGAAUAUAACAUUUGGAGAUUAAAGAGAAAACCGGCAUUUAAAAUAUUGGCAGUUACACUUAGGAAUCAAGAGGCGGGUCCCAGCCAAAACAGUGAAUAGUGUGAGAAAUGGGAGCAAAUGGCAAGAAAUGGAAAAUACCUAUGUCCAUAGUGCAGUCACCUGAAAAUUUAAACCAACAUUUAACUAGGGAUUUAUAACUGUUCAGCGUAUGGUUAUGGAUGCUAGCGAGAAACAGCGCGAACAACCGCAGCACUUUCAAAACUCCAUUUCUAGAGGAUGCAAACAGGCUCAUCAAAGUCCCUGCUAUUUAUAGGAGGACAGCACCCGAGACACCAAAGAAUAAUAAAAAGCUACCAAAGUAAAGGGAAAAAAUAGACAAAAUGCUGGAGAAAUAAGAAAAAAGCCACAGGGGAAAAGGCAAAAAAUAAAAACGCACAUAAAAGCUACAAUAAUGAACAACACUUGCCAUCAUCACAGAUCAUACAAUAGCAACAUUGGCAUUGUCAUAGAAAGAAAUCGAAACAACAGCAGAAACAACAACAAAGGAACUUGUUAUUAACCAUAUUCCGGCUGUUAUAGAAAACAAUAGUUCCCAAAGCAGCAGUAGUAACAACAACAACCACAACACCUUCAUAGGCCUUUAUAGGAAUUUUUUUUCUCAACACCAAGUUAUGCUACCACCACCAACACCCCAAGAGCCCAUGACAACAACAUUAGCUACAGCAACAACGCAGCAGGCCACAAUAAUGGCCAUAACAACAACAGCAGCAACAGCAGCAACAGCCACAACAAGCAACCACAGUCUAAGCCCACAUCACGAAACUGCCUUUCUACAUGAAUCCAUGGCCAGUCCAUCAAGCAAUGCAGCAGCUGCAACCAAGGCCAACAGUAAUACGAACGCCAUACAUCGCCUGAAAGCAUUUUUGAAUAAAACCCUUAACAAUGUCUCCAAAACAAAUGUCAGCGAUUAUACGGCUCAAUAUUUCUCCUCGGCCACAGGAGCAUCACCACAAUUACCCUCAUCUCGUUCAACUUAUGAUGAUAUUUUUAUUGGCAGCAUCAAUAAUGGCGGCGAAGGCAAUGGUGGUUUUGUGGGCAACAUAACCGAUGGCUUUGGCAGUUAUGCCACUGCGGCAGCAGCUGCCGAUAUGGCCGUGACAACGCUCUCGAAUAGCGGUGUGGCCCAUUUGGAGACAACAACGACAGCGGCGGCAGCAGCCGCAGCAUUUCCCACCGCUCAAACGGUGGCCACAUUCAUAGCUGGCAAUAAGAAUCGGGCCACAACGAUAAUUGUUUAUCCAACAGUUUCUCCGGAAUCCAUUGUGAUACCCAUUGUCUCCUGCAUAUUUGGCUUUCCCAUAUUGGCAUUUAUAGUCAUUUGCUGUUUGCGUCAUCGUGCCAAAUUGGCCAGGGAGCGAGAUCGUCGAAGGAAUUAUGAUAUGCAGGACCAUGCUGUGAGCCUGGUCAGAUUUAGUCCAAUACAUAGGCUUAGUGAGUUUAAGUGUUAUUACCGAUCGUCGCGAGCUAUCAGUUUACGUCCUGAACGAAGCUUGAGUCAAGGUUUUACUUCUCUAGAAUUAGACACCGUGGUCGAGGAGCGUUGCAGCGAUGUGGAACAAACCCAAACCGAAAUCAUACAUCCUGAAUCACCCAUGGAGUCCACUACGUCAUAUAAAAUGUCUCUGUCCAGCAGCUAG
Molecule: messenger RNA, 2320 nt
Organism: Stomoxys calcitrans (stable fly)
Lineage: Eukaryota; Metazoa; Arthropoda; Insecta; Diptera; Muscidae
Exons: 5
Coding region: 1295-2320 (341 amino acids)
Source: RefSeq, a predicted model, not a curated record